AUGAGCAUAUCCUAUGAUUAUGAUUAAAUGCCACUUAAAAAGAUCUUACUAGAGCUGAUUAUUUGGUAAGCAGGUGUCUAAAUAAAUUAAUUCUCUAAGUGGGAUGAUGAAAUGAAGAGAAUUUUACAAACUAAGUUGAAAAUUAUUUUUACAGAUGAUCAAAAAAUAAAAUAUGUUACAGAAGAUGGAUCUAUUCUAAGAAUGUUAAAUUAUUCAUUUAUAUAAUAUCUAGUGAUGAAAUUAAAGAUCUGUCAUAACAACCCUUAAUAAUGAAAAAUUUAGACUAAAUUAAAAACCUCUAAUUUAUUGGUUAAUAUGGAAAUAAUCUAAAAAAAGUUGGAAAAUGGAAAACUGUUUGGAAAGGUUAAACUAUAUCGGAUGCAAGAGCUUUUUAUUCUGAAGAAGGGGAAAAAUAAGGUUUAUGGAAAGGAUGCAUUGAUAAUUUUUGGAGGUAUAAAUGAUUUAAAAUUUAUAAAAAUUUAGUUUAGCUUAGAUCUUUGAAAUUGGGAAAUUUGAAAAAAACUAGAGAAUAGGAAUAUUUACUUACAUAUAUGAAAAUGAAGAAAUGUAUUUAAAUAAUAAAUUUUGUAAAGAGGUGGUGGAAAUUAUAAUGAAAAGGGUUUAAAAGAGGGCUAAUGGAUUGAUUUGAGUCCGAAUUUUUAUAAGUAUCAAAUUUUGAUUAAAUAAUAAAAAUAUUAGUUAUAGCGAAGUAACUUAUAAUGGAGAAUAUAGGAAUGGAAAAAAAAUUGGGAAAUGGGAUAUAAAAUACAGAAGAAUAGAAACCGAUCAAUUUCUUAAAAUGUAAUUAUAAAAUAAUUAUAAAUUAAUUAAGUGGUUGGGGAUAAUAUGAUGAUUAAGGGUUUAAAAAUGGGAAAUGGAUAGAAUUGAAAGAAAAUUUUUCUAUGUAAGUGUUUAAUAAAGUAUAAUAAUUAGGUAUUCCCAAGUAAAAUAUAUAGGAGAAUAUUAAAAUGGUCUAAAAAUUGGUAGAUGGGAUUCCAUAUUUGACAAAGAAUUGAUGUAAAUAAAAUACAAUUUUUAUUUUUAGUGGUGGUGGAUUUUAUGAUUUAUAAGGUUAAAAAUAGGGUAAAUGGAUAGAAUUAAGCAAUAAUUUUUAUGAGUAAAUAUAGUAUAACAUUGAUGAUUAGUCUUGCUUAGGUUAUUUAUAUUGGAGAAUAUUGCAAUAAUGAAAAAGUUGGAAUAUGGUAAGCAAAUUGUAGAAAUGAUUAAAAUGAGCCAUUUGAAUAAAUGUAAAUAAAAAAUAAUCUAAAAAUAAAUUAGAGGUGGUGGAUAAUACGAAUAAAAUGAAUAAAAAAAUGGUCAUUGGAUAGAUUUAAGUGAUAAUUAUAGUAGGUAUAUUAUUAACACUUAUUUUAAUUAUCAGUUUUGCCUAAGUAACAUUUUCUGGUGUUUAUCUAAAUAAUUAAAAAAUAGGUAGAUGGGAUAUUAAUUUCAAGUAAGAUGUAGAUAAACCUAUAUAAUUAAUGUAAAUUAUAUCUUAAUUUAAUAUAGUGGUGGUGGAUCAUAUGACGAAUAAGGAUAAAAAAAUGAUAAAUGGAUAGAAUUGAAGGAUACUUUUGACUAGUAAUAGAUUUUUUAAAGUUUAUUUUUUUAAAGGGAGAAUUAUGUCAUAUUUUCUGGAUAAUAUUAGAACGGUUAAAAAAUUGGUAGAUGGGAUAUUAAUUUUAAAUCAAACUAAAAUAUGCCAAUUUAAUUAAUGUAUAUACUAUCUUAAAAUUAAAUAAGUGGUGGUGGAUUAUAUGAUGAAUAAGGAUUAAAAAAUGGUUAAUGGAUUGAAAUAAUUGAAGAUUUUAAAAAGUAAAUUAUUUAUUUAUAUAUUCAGGGAAAAAUAAAUAACUCAUGUUUGUCAAUAUAAAAGGGGUAUAAAAUUUGGUUAAGAAAAUAUUGUUUAUUUUUAUAAUGAAAUAAUGUAUUUGAAUUAAAUAUAACUUAAUUUAGUGGUGGAGGAGUAUAUGAUGAAUAAUUUAUGAAAACAGGAGAAUGGAUAGAAUUAAGUGAUGACUUUAAAGAGUAUCAAUAACAUAUAUAAUAAGUUCAAAGCGAAUCACUUAUAUUGGACUUUAUCAAAAUGGAAUAAAGGUGGGUUAAUGGAAAACCAAUUUUAGAGGUGAUUGCAAUAAACCAAGUUAAUAGAUGUAUAUUUUAUACAAUUUUUAUAAGAGGUUCUGGAUAUUAUGAUAUGGAUGGAUAAAAAUAUGGUGAUUGGACAGAAAUUAAUAAAUACUUCUAUAAGUAUGAAUAAUUUAUAAAUUUCUAAUUAGAGAUGCUUAAAUAAUUAGAAAGGGCUAAUAUAAAAACAAUUAAAAAAUUGGAAUUUGGAGCACUCAUUUUAGAGAUCUUGGAAAGGAUUCAUAUUAAAAGAUGUAAUGAUAUUUAAUAUAAUUAUUUUUAGUGGGGGUGGCUUAUAUGAUAUUUAAGGUUUUAAGACAGGAAUUUGGUUUGAUUAAAGUUAUGCAUUUAAUUUGUAAGAAACCUAUUGAUGAUAAAUUAUUAGUGGUUCUGAAUUAAGUGAAAAUGGUGUAUACUAAAAUGGUCAAAGACAUGGGAGAUGGAAGAUUACUUAUGAUAAAAAAAUGAUGUAAUAAAAUAAAAAAAUUAUUUUAGUGGAGGAGGAUAUUAUGACAAUCAAGGUUAAAAGAUUAGAAAAUGGAGAGAAAUAAUUGAUAAUUUCAAUUAGUAAUAAUAUUAAUUAGGUCUAUUCUAUUAGAUAAGCUUAAGUUAUUUUUAGUGGCUCUUAUAAGAAUGGAAUAAAAGUUGGCUUAUGGGAAUAGUAUUAUAAAUAAGAUUAUCGUUUUGAUUUCAUGUAAUAAUAUCGUUGUAACAAUUAUUUAGUGGAUGUGGAUUAUAUGACAACUAAGGACUUAAAAUUGGCAUUUGGAUAGAUCUAAUCCAAGAUUUUACUUUGUAUCUUUAUUUAUUUUAUUCUUUAAUUAUCAGUUGGAACUAAGUUAUUUAUAUUGGUCAGUACAUAUAAGAUACAAAAGUUGGAACUUGGAUCUAGAAGCAGAAAGACCCUUAAAAAUAUGAAAAAGAAUUUGUAUAAAUGUAAAAUUAUUAUACUAUUUAAAGAGGUGAAUAAAAUUAUUGA
This is a messenger RNA of Paramecium sonneborni, 3106 nucleotides long. The record is from the annotation of a GenBank genome assembly. NCBI's taxonomy places the organism in Eukaryota, Ciliophora, Oligohymenophorea, Peniculida, Parameciidae.